AUGGCCGAACACAGUGGAAGGCCAAAUCAUCUACCUGAUUUCGAGGAAGUCGAAGAAUCCGACGAAGACCUCAAUGGAGCUGCCUUCGAUCCGCGAAAUUUCCAGCAUGCUACCGCAUCAACAAUCAAGACGCCAACCACUUCUCAUUUUGAUAUCAGCACCCGAUCUCCUUCUCGAUCUCAAACAACGGCUGCCAGCCGGUCAACAAUUGCAGCACACACGCCGUCUUUCCCGACUAGGGCAAGGCCGCAAACCCCCGACUAUUGGGCUACCACAAGGAAGCCGGUGUAUGAACCACCGAACUUGAGCGGUUAUAAUUACGGAGCAUCCGGCAAUCCUCAAGAAGCGUCAAAUAACGAAAUUCGAGUGCCAGGAGCAAAUACGCAAGAAGAACUGAAUUAUGAUGGAUUGGGAAAACUUGCUAGCUCGACCUUUGAGCAUCAGGCUUCUGGAUCAAACCCUAAUGAUCAAAUUGAUCUAGAAUGCACUUCAACUGGCUUCAGGUUAACUCUGCAUGUGGCGCCGGAUUUUGAGGGUACCGCAUUUGUCAAAGGAUUCCCGCAAAAAGUCGGAUGCCGCCGAGAUAUUCUCGCUGUUGAAAGUCGCCCAAUCAUUUUUGAGGAGACCGGCAAAAAUUCAUCGAUUAUUCUGAACCUCCAGCAUGACCUUUCAAUUAUUACAGAAAAUGAUCGAGCCUAUUUCCUGGAGUGCUAUAUGCCAAAGAAGCUGUCAAAUACUCAGAAAAUCUACACGAACCUUUCCGUCUAUCCAAGUGAAAUUCCGAUCGGCAAGGCAAUCCAUUUAACCGCAGUACCACCGGUUUGUACGUAUGCUAUUCGAAAGGCUACG
This is a messenger RNA of Mesorhabditis spiculigera, 849 nucleotides long. NCBI's taxonomy places the organism in Eukaryota, Metazoa, Nematoda, Chromadorea, Rhabditida, Rhabditidae. The record is from the annotation of a GenBank genome assembly.